Messenger RNA from Nicotiana tabacum (common tobacco), 606 nucleotides. The record is from RefSeq and is a predicted model, not a curated record. NCBI's taxonomy places the organism in Eukaryota, Viridiplantae, Streptophyta, Magnoliopsida, Solanales, Solanaceae.
AUUCACACGAAAUUAAAUAUGCAAGCAGCUCUAUAAAUAUAACCUUUUCCUGUGAAACUUCACAACAAAUUCCAGACCAAACACAAAUCUUUAUCAAUCUAAACAAGUCCUACUUCAAUCACAAUUUUAUCAAACACCAAUACUUGACAUAUCAAGAAGUUAAGUCAUGGGAUUUCGUCUGUUACCAAUGAUUUCCAGUGCCAAGCAAGUCUACAAAUUACAGUCUCUUCUAACAAGAAAUCAUUCAGAUGUUCCAAAAGGACAUUUUGCAGUUUAUGUCGGAGAGUGUGAGAAGAAACGGUACGUUGUGCCUAUAACAUACCUGAACCAUCCUUCUUUCCAGAUCCUAUUACGCAAAGCGGAAGAAGAAUUUGGCUUUCAUCAUCCAAUGGGUGGUCUAACAAUACCUUGCAAUGAGAAUGAUUUUGUUGAUGUGACUUCUCGAUUGAAUUUAUGAAAUUAAUAGCCAUAUUGAAGUAGCAUUCUGAACUUUAGAUUAGAGCUAACUUAGAAUUUUCAGUUUUUAUUUUCCACUUGCUAGGAAAGAGUUGUAAACUUAUGUACAAAGCCUUCAAGAAAAUCAUAUAAGUGAAAUCUUUAUCAUCA